Molecule: messenger RNA, 615 nt
Organism: Trypanosoma brucei brucei TREU927
Lineage: Eukaryota; Euglenozoa; Kinetoplastea; Trypanosomatida; Trypanosomatidae
Product: cyclophilin-type peptidyl-prolyl cis-trans isomerase, putative
Exons: 1
Coding region: 1-615 (204 amino acids)
Biological process (GO): protein peptidyl-prolyl isomerization
Molecular function (GO): peptidyl-prolyl cis-trans isomerase activity
Source: RefSeq, a predicted model, not a curated record
AUGAAGGAGGAACAGAACUCCUGCCGUGCCUUCCUGGAUAUGUCUAUUGAUGACGUUCUCAGCGGACGACUGGUAUUUGAGCUCUUUGACGAUGUAGUGCCACAAACCGUAGAAAACUUCAGGGCAUUAAUCACUGGGUCAUGUGGGAUUGACACCAACACGGGUGUGAAAUUGGAUUACCUUGGCACACAAGUGCAUCAUGUGGAUCACAACAAUAAUAUCAUUGUGUUGGGUGAAUUGGAUUCCUUUAACCUCUCCUCCACUGGCACACCAAUAGCGGAUGAAGGAUACCGUCACCGACACACGGAACGUGGGCUCCUCACAAUGAUCUCUGAGGGUCCUCACACAAGUGGCUCCGUAUUUGGCAUUACACUUGGUCCUUCUCCAUCUCUUGAUUUCAAGCAAGUUGUGUUUGGACGUGCCAUUGAUGAUCUCUCACUGCUAGAGAAACUUGAGGCAGUUCCUCUUGAUGAUGUGGGCAGACCCGUUUUGCCAGUAACUGUAAGCUUCUGUGGUGCAUUGACUGGAGAGAAACCACCUGGAAGACAACAGUUACUUGCUGCAGCGGAUGACAGUGCGUCAAGUGAACAUGUGAGUUGUGCAGGAGAGGAAUAG